Diplodia corticola is the source of this 363-nucleotide messenger RNA. RefSeq lists its product as uncharacterized. The transcript has 2 exons. The record is from RefSeq and is a predicted model, not a curated record. Bases 1 to 363 code for a protein of 120 amino acids. NCBI's taxonomy places the organism in Eukaryota, Fungi, Ascomycota, Dothideomycetes, Botryosphaeriales, Botryosphaeriaceae.
AUGACCACCCACUGCUGCACCGCCGAAGGCCACUGCCGCGCCCAGCGCUUCGAAAUGGACGCCUUGAACGCCCGCGCCGCCUGGGAAGCCGAAAAGGCCGCCAUCGUCUCGUACGAAGAUGGAUGGGACCGGUGGGAUGGCCCCAUCUGGCCCUGGCGGGAAACCAACAAGCCCAUGUCUCAACAGAACAAGUCGAACAACACCCACAAUUCAAACCUGGCUGCUCCCCAGAGGCCGGAACUGAGCCGCAGCUCGAGCACAAACUCCAUCACGAGUUCCACGAGCACCGCCAGCCUCUGGACGAACUCGGCCGCCCACACCUGCAACCGCUGCGGGCACGGCGGCGCCACCAGCCAUCUUUGA